Molecule: messenger RNA, 1842 nt
Organism: Fukomys damarensis (Damara mole-rat)
Lineage: Eukaryota; Metazoa; Chordata; Mammalia; Rodentia; Bathyergidae
Gene: Khsrp
Product: KH-type splicing regulatory protein
Exons: 19
Biological process (GO): regulation of DNA-templated transcription
Cellular component (GO): cytoplasm; nucleus
Molecular function (GO): mRNA binding
Source: RefSeq, a predicted model, not a curated record
CCUGGCCGUCCCGCAGGUUCCUCGCGGGUGACCCCCUUGCAGGAGAUCGCAGCCAAAAUUGGAGGCGAUGCUGCCACAACCGUGAAUAACAGCACUCCUGAUUUUGGUUUUGGGGGCCAAAAGAGACAGUUGGAAGAUGGAGAUCAGCCAGAGAGCAAGAAGCUGGCUUCCCAGGGAGACUCAGUCAGCUCUCAGCUUGGACCCAUCCACCCUCCACCACGGACUUCAAUGACAGAAGAGUACAGGGUCCCCGACGGCAUGGUUGGCCUGAUCAUUGGUAGAGGCGGUGAACAAAUUAACAAAAUCCAGCAGGACUCAGGUUGUAAAGUACAGAUCUCUCCAGACAGCGGUGGCCUGCCCGAGCGUAGUGUGUCCCUGACAGGAGCCCCAGAGUCCGUCCAGAAAGCAAAGAUGAUGCUGGACGACAUUGUGUCGCGAGGGCGUGGGGGGCCCCCAGGCCAGUUCCACGACAGUGCCAAUGGGGGUCAGAACGGCACUGUGCAGGAGAUUAUGAUCCCUGCAGGCAAGGCCGGCCUGGUCAUCGGCAAAGGCGGGGAGACGAUUAAGCAGCUGCAGGAACGCGCCGGGGUGAAGAUGAUCCUAAUUCAGGAUGGAUCCCAGAACACAAAUGUGGACAAGCCCCUGCGGAUCAUCGGGGACCCUUACAAAGUUCAGCAAGCCUGUGAGAUGGUGAUGGACAUCCUCCGUGAACGUGACCAGGGCGGCUUUGGGGACCGGAAUGAGUACGGAUCUCGGAUUGGCGGGGGCAUCGAUGUCCCGGUGCCGAGACAUUCUGUCGGAGUGGUCAUUGGCCGGAGCGGUGAAAUGAUCAAGAAGAUCCAGAAUGAUGCUGGGGUGCGGAUUCAGUUUAAGCAAGAUGAUGGGACAGGACCCGAGAAGAUCGCUCACAUCAUGGGCCCCCCAGACCGGUGUGAGCAUGCUGCGCGGAUUAUCAACGACCUCCUGCAGAGCCUCAGGAGUGGUCCCCCAGGCCCUCCAGGAGGUCCCGGCAUGCCCCCAGGAGGCAGGGGCCGGGGCCGGGGCCAAGGCAGCUGGGGCCCCCCCGGCGGGGAGAUGACCUUCUCCAUCCCCACCCACAAGUGCGGACUGGUCAUCGGCCGAGGGGGUGAAAAUGUGAAAGCCAUAAACCAGCAGACAGGCGCCUUUGUAGAGAUCUCCCGGCAGCUGCCCCCCAACGGGGACCCCAACUUCAAACUGUUCAUCAUCCGCGGCUCACCCCAACAGAUUGACCACGCCAAGCAGCUCAUCGAGGAGAAGAUCGAGGGUCCCCUGUGCCCCGUCGGACCAGGCCCAGGGGGCCCAGGCCCUGCCGGUCCCAUGGGGCCCUUCAACCCGGGGCCUUUCAAUCAGGGGCCUCCAGGGGCUCCCCCCCAUGCCGGCGGACCCCCUCCUCAUCAGUACCCGCCUCAGGGCUGGGGCAACACCUAUCCCCAGUGGCAGCCACCCGCUCCUCAUGACCCGAAUAAAGCCGCCGCCGCAGCCGCGGACCCGCAAGUGGCCACCGGAGGGGGUCCGGGAGCGCCCCCAGGCUCCCAGCCGGACUACAGCGCCGCCUGGGCUGAGUAUUACAGACAGCAGGCCGCUUACUACGGACAGACUCCCGGUCCCGGCGGCCCCCAGCCGCCUCCCACCCAGCAGGGACAGCAGCAGACUUUCGAUGACAGAGCAGCACUUGGCGAAAAUAUUCUCGGGAGCCUCUUCUGCCAAGAUCUAGAGAAGGGGCGGCCACCAGGGCCAGACCUGAGCCCCCGGCCAGGACAAGCCUGGACCUGGCAGCCUCGAGGGCCCAGUGCCCUCUUCGGCCGCGGGAGCAGCAUGUAA